Messenger RNA from Sparassis crispa, 423 nucleotides. RefSeq lists its product with no specific name. The record is from RefSeq and is a predicted model, not a curated record. Bases 1 to 423 code for a protein of 140 amino acids. Lineage: Eukaryota; Fungi; Basidiomycota; Agaricomycetes; Polyporales; Sparassidaceae. The transcript has 4 exons.
AUGACCCGCACCGCUCGUGCCUCCUUUCCCCGCGCGAUCCUCAAGGACCGCGCAGAGUCCAAGUCCGGCAUGGACAAGCGCACCCCGAAGAACGGGGCUGGCCCCCACAACUGGGGCGCGCUCGUCGACGAGCGCGAGCUCGAGGACGCCGCGGACAUGGACGAGGAGCUCGAGCACGACGAGUUCGAGCAGACCAGCCCUUUGCGCUCCCCACCGGCUCCCGCGAGCCCCGAGCCCGUCCAGCGCCGGACGCUCUCGCUGAGCGACGCCGACCUGCAGAGCGCGCGGGAGUUCCGCAAGAAGGCUCUCAGGAGCGAGGGCAUUGACCUGUCGGCCAUCGCCCGCACUUCGUCUGCCGUCUCCUCGUCCCCAACUCAGACCUUCGCCGCCGACAUCGAGUCUUCCGGGAUGAAGUCUGUGUAA